AUGAACGCCCAAAAUAAACCUCAAAUAAUUGAGCAUAUAAAUCAUUCUCUUGACAAUACUGUAUACGAUGUAAAAUGGGUUGAUAAAAAAUCUAGCAUUAUUUCUGCUGGGGAAAGAUUGGACAAAAAAGGGUAUAUAAGUAUAUGCAAUUUAAACAAAGGGAAAUUUACUUGUAUAUCUAACAGCAAAACGGAUAAUGGCAUCAAAACAAUUACUCCCUUUUAUUCUUAUUCAGGGGCGUAUACAAUUGCUUGUGGAGCAUUUGAUGGAAGAAUAUUACUAUAUGAUAUUAAUAAUAUGUCUAAAGAGUAUUAUAGCAUAAAAAAACACACUAAAUUAAUAAACAAAAUAGAUUGUAAAAAUUCCAAAAAUAAUAACAUCAUAGUAACCGGAAGCAGGGAUGGAUCUGUUAAGGUUUUCGACAUUCGAACAAAUAAUGAAGCUAUAAGUUUAGAACCUCCAAAAGACGCACCUUAUAUCCCUGAUUGUUGGUGUGUUUCAACAGGAAAUAAUUACAUUGAAGAAAACACCUUUAGUGGGAAUUAUCAUGAAAAUCUAAAUAUUUGUGCAGGUUACGAUAAUGGGGAUAUAAAAUUUUUUGACUUAAAAAUGGUAUCAAUUGAACAUGAGGUUAAUGUUAACAAUGGAGUGUGUUCGGUUAAUUAUGACAGAAAAGAUACAAAAAAAAACAAACUAAUUUGCUCAACUUUAGAAGGAAAUAUUUAUAUAUUUAAUUUAGAUGUCUAUAGUGAAGGUUAUGGAUAUUCACACAGCAAAGACCAAGUAGUUUCCGGAACAUGCUGGGAUACACCCUUUUUACCACAAAACCGUGAUAUUUUUGCGUGUUUAGGAGGUGACGGAAAUCUAAUUUUAUAUAAAUACAUUAAUCCAGAAAAAAAUUUCGUGUUUGACGAAUUAAAAGGCUACAAAAAAGGAAUUGUAGGAGAACUAGACAAAUUGAAUCACCUAAAUGUUUCAACCCAACCAAUAAUUUCAUUUGAUUGGAAUAAGGACAAGUUAGGUCUUUGUGCUUUUGCUUCAUUGGACCAAACAAUUAGGGUUUACAUAAUAACUAAGUUAAAUUUAUGUUAA
Molecule: messenger RNA, 1092 nt
Organism: Plasmodium vinckei vinckei
Lineage: Eukaryota; Apicomplexa; Aconoidasida; Haemosporida; Plasmodiidae
Product: WD repeat-containing protein 92, putative
Exons: 7
Coding region: 1-1092 (363 amino acids)
Molecular function (GO): ubiquitin binding
Source: RefSeq, a predicted model, not a curated record